CAGUUGGCCUCAGGGCCCCGCCGCCCGCGCGACCGCCCGCCGGCGCACGCGGAGGAGGCGGCGGCGGCCGCAGAAGGAGGAGGGGAGCGCGGAGCAGGAGGUGAGGUGGAGGUGGAGGAGCAAGAGUAGGCGGAGGAGGAGGCGGCGGUGGAGGAGACGAGCGGCCAGGAGGAGGAGGAUGGAGGAGCAGCCGAAGGAGGGCGAGGCCGAGGUGGCGGAGCACUGGUUUUCCAAGUGGGAACGCCAGUGCCUGGCCGAGGCCGAGCAGGGGGAGCAGCUGCCCCCCGAGCUGCAGGAGGAGGCGGCCGCGGAGGCAGCGGGGCUCAAGAGCGAGCGGCAGAGGCUGUGGCACCUCUUCCAGAUCUCUGCCACCGCCGUGGCCCAGCUCUACAAGGAUGCCGGGUGCCAACAGCCAGAUCUGUCCAUCUGGGACCCCUUCCAGAACGCGGCCAUGGCCGUGACCAGUCUCUACAAAGAGAGCGGGGAUGCCCACCAACGAAGUUUUGACCUGGGCGUCCAGGUCGGCUACCAGCGUCGCAUCAGAGAUGUCCUGGAGUGGGUGAAGAAGGGCCGGAGCACCAUUCUCCGCGAAGACCUGAUCAGCUUCCUGUGUGGCAAGGUGCCCCCCGCACCUCCACCGUCGCGCACCCCCAGGACGCCGCCGAAGCUGUCUGUCGCGGCCUCCGGCCAGGCCGCAGCCACCGGGGCCGGAUCGUCCGUAGACGUCGACCUGCAGCCCUUCCAUGAGGCCAUCGCCCUGCAUGGCCUCAGUGGUGCCAUGGCGAGCAUCAGCGUGAGAUCUGGCGCCCCUGGCUCCCCGCCUCAAGCCAGCGGCGGGGCCACCAAUGGCGUCCCCACCAGUAGCCCUGGAGGUGGGCGCCGAAAAAGUAGCUUCCUGGAGGACGACUUGAACCCCUUCAACUCAGAAGAACCGGCCCUCCGCCUGGACAGUGGGGGGACCCGCAAGCGCACCUCGGCCCAGUGCGGGGAUAGUGUCACAGAUUCCCCCACCCACAAGCGCAACCGAAUGGUCUGAACCUCGCCGUUGGCCACCAGCUGCCAUGUUACUUGAGAGCUAACUUGACCUUCCACGUGCUUGUCGAAAAGGAUGCUCGAGACCAUCGUUUUCUUCUCAAAGUUAAAGAUUUCUAUCAAGUUUGCCAUACAGAAACUUUUAAAGUAUUCUAGAAGAGGCCUCGUAUGACUCGGACUUUCCCGAAAAUGUAAUUCUAGCAGAGAACAAGUAUUAUGUAGUAGUUAGCAAGAUCAGCAAAAGCAGAAGUAUCCGGUCAAAAGCGGGAGCCUGGUUUAUCUUGUUCACAGUUAAUAUUCCUUAGCACUUAGCACAGUUGCUGGUGCUCAAUAAAUGUUUGUU
Mustela lutreola (European mink) is the source of this 1375-nucleotide messenger RNA. It is a transcript of the gene HAPSTR2, whose product is annotated as HUWE1 associated protein modifying stress responses 2. The transcript has a single exon. The record is from RefSeq and is a predicted model, not a curated record. Lineage: Eukaryota; Metazoa; Chordata; Mammalia; Carnivora; Mustelidae. Bases 179 to 1036 code for a protein of 285 amino acids.